Molecule: messenger RNA, 1438 nt
Organism: Aspergillus wentii DTO 134E9
Lineage: Eukaryota; Fungi; Ascomycota; Eurotiomycetes; Eurotiales; Aspergillaceae
Product: TauD/TfdA dioxygenase family protein
Exons: 6
Coding region: 125-1276 (383 amino acids)
Cellular component (GO): cytoplasm
Molecular function (GO): 2-oxoglutarate-dependent dioxygenase activity
Source: RefSeq, a predicted model, not a curated record
ACCCCGCAGAUAUUGCGCGAGCAGAAGACCUGAAUGGGUAUAUUUGGCGACAUGAUCCCCAGUAUUCAGGCCCAAGUUGCUGGUACUUGUAUGCAAGCUGAAUAGUAUCAACCAACCAACCAAAAUGGCCCCUUCAUUGACUGAAACUCUUCCUGUCCGCGCACCACCGGUGGCGACUCUCAAGACCGAUGCCGGAUUCAACAAGGAAAACUUGAUCGGAUAUGGCGAAGCAUACUCCCAUAACGAUGAGAUCAAAGGCACGGCGAAGCAGCCACCUGCGUCUUUUCCCAACUACCUCCCCGUCUGGGAUAAUGAGACAGAGAGAUACCCCCCGUUGACCCUAUUCGAUCAUUAUGACCAUGGAAAGGAUGCCGACCCAUCCUUCCCAGAUCUGCUCCCCAAGGGCAAGGCAGAGACUGACGACCUGACUCCCACUAUUGGUACUGAGGUCAACGGUGUCCAGUUGAGCCAGUUGACCAAAGAGGGUAAAGACCAGUUGGCUCUAUAUGUCGCCCAGAGAAAGGUUGUCGCCUUCCGCAACCAGGACUUCGCCCAUCUCCCUAUCGACAAGGCCCUUGAAUUCGGUGGCUACUUUGGUCGACACCACAUUCACCAGACCUCGGGAGCCCCCAAGGGAUACCCUGAGAUCCACCUCGUCCACCGGGGAGCAGAGGACAGAACUGGCUCCCAAUUUCUGGCCACCCGUACCAACUCAGUCACCUGGCACUCCGAUGUCACCUUUGAGAAACAGCCCCCGGGUACCACAUUCUUAUAUGUCCUUGAUGGACCAACAAGUGGAGGCGACACUUUGUUCUGCGACAUGGCUCAGGCAUACCGACGCCUGUCACCCGAGUUCCGUAAGCGACUGCAUGGAUUGAAGGCUGUUCACUCUGGCCUGGAGCAGAUCAACAACAGCUUGAACAACGGAGGCAUUGCCCGUCGUGAUCCCAUCACGUCGGAGCAUCCGAUUGUCAGAACUCACCCGGUCACUGGCGAGAAAGCUAUUUACGUCAACCCACAAUUCACCCGCUACAUUGUCGGUUACAAGAAGGAAGAAUCAGACUUCCUGCUCAAGUUCCUGUAUGAUCACAUUGCCUUCUCGCAGGAUGUGCAGACCCGUGUGAGAUGGAGGCCAGGAACUGUCGUGGUCUGGGACAACCGAGUGGUUUCUCAUUCAGCCAUUUUCGACUGGGAGGAUGGACAGAGGCGUCAUAUCGCCAGAAUUACGCCACAGGCAGAGCGUCCAUAUGAGACACCAUUUGAAGGGGAGGCAUAAAGCAGUCAACUAGGGACUCCAAGUAAAUACGGCCACGACAUGCCAAUGAUGACAUAAAUCACGGGUAUAAUGAAUUUUAAGUAGGCGAAUGACGAAAUUAAAUGGCCAUUAGAAGCUAUUGCUGUUCUAGGUUGUAAAGAAAAAGAAACCUGCCAGCGGUUU